AUGGCUUCCUGGUUCCAGAUUCCCAAGAACUCGCCGUUCUCGCUGGCCAACAUUCCGUUCGGCAUCAUCUCAGUCCAAUCCGCCUCGCGAGUGCCCGCCAUUGCGAUCGGUGACCAUGCGUUGAACUUGAAUGCCUUCGCCUCGUCGGGAGGGUUUUCGCAAUUGCCCGCAAUUCAGCAGCAUUUGCAUGUCUUCAACCAGCCAACUCUCAAUGCAUUCGCUGCGUUGGGCCGGCCCGUACACCGGCAGGUGCGCGAGUACUUGCAAAACGUCUUCCGCGCCGACACCCAGUUCCCCCAGGUGCUCAAGGACAAUGCGGCGCUGCAGAAGUCCGCGCUUGUGCCGCUCUCCCAGGUGACCAACCACGUCCCCAUGCAGAUUGGCGACUACACCGACUUCUACGCUGGGUUGAACCACGCCUACAACGUUGGAGUACUUUUCCGCGGGCCGGAGAAUGCGCUGCAGCCCAACUACAAGCACCUGCCAGUGGCUUACCACGGCCGUGCCUCGUCGGUCGUUCCAUCCGGGACUCCCUUGCACCGUCCCAACGGCCAGAUCCUGGCCAACCCCGCUGCCAAUCCCAAGCUUCCCACCUUCUCACCGUGCAAGAAACUAGAUAUCGAGCUGGAGCUGGCUUGCUUCAUUAGCAAGCCCAAUGACCUCGGCAAGCCCGUCUCCAUCGAUGAGGCGGAAGAUCACAUCUUCGGUCUGGUACUUAUGAACGACUGGUCCGCCCGCGAUAUCCAGGCAUGGGAGUACGUCCCUCUGGGUCCCUUCAAUGCCAAGAACUUUGGUACUACCAUCACCCCCUGGGUGGUCCUGAUGGAUGCUCUGGAGCCUUUCCGUGCAGCUGGUCUGGAGCCCGGUAACCGCGACUCUCUCCUCCCCUAUCUGCGCGAGAAGCGCGCUGAGAACGCCUAUGAGAUCCCGCUCGAGGUUGAGAUCACCAACCAGGGCGGCCAACCUACCGUGAUCUCUCACAGCAACGCUAGAAAUUUGCUCUACUCCUUCCCCCAGAUGGUUGCCCACCACACCAUCACCGGCUGUAACCUGAAAACUGGUGACCUGCUUGGCUCUGGUACCAUCUCUGGCACUGAGCCUCAGACGGAGGGCAGUCUUCUGGAGCAGACCAACGGCAAGAACCCCCUCAAGCUUGCCGAUGGCUCAGAGCGUCUGUUCCUCGAGGACGGCGACACUGUCGUCCUGCGCGGCAUUGCUGGCACAGAAGGCAACUAUGUCGGCUUUGGCGACUGUGUUGGUACCAUCCUACCCCCCGUCUCGCUGUAA
Messenger RNA from Penicillium canariense, 1287 nucleotides. RefSeq names its product fumarylacetoacetate hydrolase FahA (gene fahA). Gene Ontology annotation, molecular function: fumarylacetoacetase activity. The transcript has a single exon. The record is from RefSeq and is a predicted model, not a curated record. Bases 1 to 1287 code for a protein of 428 amino acids. Lineage: Eukaryota; Fungi; Ascomycota; Eurotiomycetes; Eurotiales; Aspergillaceae. Gene Ontology annotation, biological process: L-phenylalanine catabolic process; L-tyrosine catabolic process; homogentisate catabolic process.